Messenger RNA from Macrobrachium nipponense, 699 nucleotides. Its product is annotated as serine/arginine repetitive matrix protein 1-like. Bases 1 to 699 code for a protein of 232 amino acids. Lineage: Eukaryota; Metazoa; Arthropoda; Malacostraca; Decapoda; Palaemonidae. The record is from RefSeq and is a predicted model, not a curated record. The transcript is spliced from 2 exons.
AUGGAGACUAUGAAGUCCUCCAUCAGGAAGCUACAGGCUCAGCUGCGGGCAAUGGAAUCGAAAGGCUCCUUCUCUAAGGAUUAUUCACGAAGAAAGGACGUCUCUCUUCCAGUGAAGAGCUCUAAGAGGCUUCCCUCUUCUAGCAAGCGCUCCUCUCCGUCUAAGAGGGAACUCUCGGAUUCGUCCAGGCGCUCUUCUCCAGACCGGAGAGCCCCUUCUAGCAGGCCCAAUUCGCCUGGUAGGCGCUCACCUUCGCCCGAUAGGCACUCUUCUCCUCCUGCCAGACGCUCUCCCCAGAGCAGGCACCAUGAGCCUAACAGGAGCACCUCUGCGCACAGGCGCAAAGAUUCCAACCCCUCUCCUGUCAGGCGCCAGUAUCCCAGCAGUAGCCGCUCUCCUAGGAGGCGCCAAGCACUAGGUCCUCUCAAGGAUCAGGAUUCACCCAUGACCUACUCUUCAGUUGAGCGCCAGGAACCUAGCAGACGCCAGGAUCCCUUCAGGUGCCAGGAGCCUAGCAAGUGCCAGGAUUACCUUAGGCGCCAGGAGCCUAGCAGGCGCCAGGAUCCCAUCAAGCGCCAGGAUCCCGUCAAGCGCCAGGAUCCCAUCAGGCGCCAGGAGCCUCCCAGGCACCAGGAACCCAGCAGGACCCCCUCUCCCGUGAGGAGUUCUCCAGCGGAUAAAAGCCCCUCUCCUCUCUAA